AUGGGGACAUUGAUAACGGAGCAGGCAUCGAAGCUUCUGGACUUCAGUCAAGAACAACUCGACGUUCCGCUGCUGGACAGCGUCGUGUCCACCAUGUAUCAUGGGAGUGGACAACAGCAAAGAACUGCCGAAGAGAUUCUAAAUCAGUUGAAAGAGCAUCCUGAUUCAUGGACUCGCGUAGACGCCAUUCUUCAAUAUUCAAACAACAGUCAGACAAAAUACUAUGCCCUUCAGAUUCUGGAAACGCUGAUUAAGACUCGUUGGAAGACGCUGACGCGAGACCAAUGCGAAGGAAUUAAAAACUAUGUUGUCAGUUUGGUGAUCGACUUGUCGUCUCAGCCUCGAAGUUUGGAUGACAAUGAUAGAUUGUAUUUGAACAAGCUGAAUAUCGUUUUAGUUCAGAUCGUCAAGCGCGAGUGGCCGAUGAACUGGCCAAACUUCAUCACAGAAAUCGUCGGCGCCAGUCGAUCGAACGAAGCGUUGUGCCAGAAUAACAUGAAUAUUUUGAAACUUCUCAGUGAAGAAGUUUUCGACUUUUCGACCGGUCAGAUGACACAAGCUCAGGCGAACCAUCGAAAGCAGCAGUUCUGUGGUGAUUUUCAAGCGGUAUUUCAGCUCUGUCAGUAUAUCUUGGAAAGUUCUCCGAACGUACAAUUGGUCCUGUCGACGUUGACCACGCUACUGCGGUUUUUGAAUUGGAUUCCGGUUGGCUAUAUAUUCGAGACGAAUCUCAUAGAGAUGUUGACUACAAAGUUCUUGACAUUGCGUGUGUUUCAAAACGUCUCGUUGAAAUGCCUGACGGAAAUUGCUUCUGUCAGUGCAUCGUCGACGGUGCCGCAGACUUACGAAGAACGAAUGCUUCAGAUGUUCUUGGCGACUAUGGAGCAACUGAAGAAGAUUCUUCCUCCUGACCUAAAUAUAUGUGCUGCAUAUCGUGUUGGCAACGAUGUUGAGCAAAAGUUCAUCGCUAAUCUGGCGAUAUUUUUGUCAACUUUCCUGAAAGAACAUGGCAAACUAGUCGAGGUUCUUCCUGACAGUACAGUGACCGAAGACUCAGUAACCGGAAAAAUAGCCAAGGCUCACAAUGUGUACUGGAACUGGUUGGCGGCAGAGCUUUACCGGGAAAGUCCGUUUUUGGCAAAUUAUUCGAUGGGUGUCGCAGUAGGCGGUUUUGGCAUCACCGCCGCCGAUAUUCCUCUGCGUAUCAAACUUUACAAUGACCACCUCACCAGCCUGCGAUAUAUCAUAAUUGGGCGCAUGGCUAAACCGGAAGAGGUUCUGGUGAUACAAAACGACCAGGGCGAAGUGGUUCGCGAAACGAUCAAAGAUACUGAUGCGAUCAACCUCUACAAGACGAUGCGCGAGACGCUGGUUUAUCUAACUCACCUCGGCUACGUAGAUACUGAGAGGAUAAUGACCGAGAAAUUGCAGAACCAGGUUAAUGGAACCGAAUGGUCAUGGAAAAACCUUAACACCCUUUGUUGGGCAAUCGGCUCGAUAAGCGGUGCACUGAUGGAAGAAGAUGAAAAGCAAUUCCUAGUAAUGGUGAUUCGAGACCUGUUGGGUCUGUGUGAGCAAAAACGGGGCAAAGACAACAAAGCCGUGAUCGCGUCAAAUAUUAUGUACGUUGUCGGCCAGUACCCGCGUUUUCUUCGGGCUCACUGGAAAUUCUUGAAGACGGUCGUCAACAAGCUGUUCGAGUUUAUGCACGAAACCCAUGAAGGCGUUCAAGAUAUGGCUUGUGAGACGUUUAUAAAAAUCGCACACAAAUGCCGCAAGCACUUUGUCAUCAUCCAAGCCUGUGAAAAUCAACCAUUCAUCGAAGAAAUACUGUUAAACCUGAGUUCAGUGAUUUGUGACUUAUCGCCACCUCAGGUGCACAUCUUCUACGAGGCGAUGGGCUAUCUGGUUAGCGCCCAGCAGGAUGCUGAAAUUCAAAAACACCUGCUCGAAGAAUUGAUGUCGCUGCCCAACACCCUUUGGGAUCAAAUAGUCGCUCACGCUUCACAGGAUAUGGAGGUUCUUCAACAAGCUGAUAUUGUACGAAAUUUGGUCAAUAUUUUGAAAACAAAUGUCGCCGCCUGCAAAUCGAUUGGCAAUCCGUUUUCCAACCAGCUCAUAAGAAUUUAUCUUGAUAUGCUAAACGUCUAUACGGCGACGUCGAGCAAUAUAAAUGGUGCUAUUUCUUUGCACGGCGAGGAUAUAGUCAGUCAGCCUCUGAUCAAAUACAUGAGAGGCGUGAAGACCGAGAUUUUGCGACUGAUAUCGACGUGGGUAGCCAAAGCCGAAAACGUGGAACUGGUGUACCGUCAUUUUGUACCUCCACUGUUCGAAGCCGUACUCUUGGACUAUCAAAGCAAUGUGCCUCCUGCCCGAGAGCCAGAAGUGCUAUCAACGAUUACAACAAUCAUCAACAAGUUGGAAAAGCUUAUUACUCCAGAAAUUCCCCGUAUUUUUGAUGCGAUCUUCGAGUGCACGCUGAACAUGAUAAACAAAGAUUUCCAAGAAUUCCCUGAGCACCGGACGAAUUUCUUCCUUUUCCUGCAGGCUGUGAACGAGUGCUGCUUCCAAGCGUUUUUGAACAUCCCUCCUGCGCAGUUCAAGUUGAUCAUCGAUUCUAUCAUAUGGGGAUUCAAGCACAGCAUGCGCAACGUCGCGGAAAGCGGUUUGCUGAUUCUUCUGAAACUGUUGGACAAUAUGGUAAACAAAACUGACCCAGAAACGGCGCAAAAUUUCUACAGGGUCUACUUUCUCGACCUGCUGCAACACGUGUUCACUGUGGUGACCGAUAGCUCUCAGGCACAAGUCGCCGGCCUCUCAUAUUUCGCUUCCAUUCUUUCAUACAUGUUCCGCAUGGUCGAAGCGGGCACUGUCGUUGUCUUCCUUGGUGAUCCCUCGGCCAGCAACAAAAACAACAUCGACUUUCUGUUUCAUUACGUGUGCAACUUCCUGAAGACAGCAUUUCCGCAUCUCACUGAGUUAGUACUUCGAUUAUUUUUAAAAUUUAUUAUUUUGUGUCAGAUAUGUAUUGAUCUGCGAGACUCGAACCCCCACAGCUUCUUCUUGAGCAAAGCUGACUUGGUUUCCCUUGGUUGCUUGAUUCCGUUUGUCUAA
Molecule: messenger RNA, 3114 nt
Organism: Soboliphyme baturini
Lineage: Eukaryota; Metazoa; Nematoda; Enoplea; Dioctophymatida; Soboliphymatidae
Source: the annotation of a GenBank genome assembly